Messenger RNA from Stegodyphus dumicola, 4453 nucleotides. Its product is annotated as ras-related protein Rap-1b pseudogene. NCBI's taxonomy places the organism in Eukaryota, Metazoa, Arthropoda, Arachnida, Araneae, Eresidae. The record is from RefSeq and is a predicted model, not a curated record.
GAUCCUUAAAUCUCAGCUGUUUGUGCUGCCAGGUGAUUAAGCCGUGCGAAUUUGCAAACGAAUUCGUUUUGCAUUUGCUACGGUGACGUAACCUUGUAUUAAAAUUGCAGUUACAGUUAGCACCAAUGCUGUUCACGGAAGCUAGCGGACUUCUUAACUUUCGCAGACAGCUCACAGCACUUUUGUGGAAUUCUUUAGUGGCCAAACGGAAGGCUACGUGCCCCUGUUUGGUUUGAGUUUGUUUCAUGUCCACCUACAUAUUCACUCAUUUACCAUCCAUAGUUCCUUGGGCCACUUGUAGUUUAUCAUAGCACCAUAUAAAGGCUGUAAUCAAGUUCCAGUGGUCAAUAGCAUUUACUUCCAACACACCACUUAAACCUAAUCAGCAGUCUUAGAAAUAGUUCACCAUAACCGUGUCCUUAGUUUGAAAUAUCAUUAUGCCCAGUUCACACACACCUUCGCUGAACAGCAUUAAUGAAAAUUCAUGUUACGAUAUUAAAGGCCAUUAUCGACUUGUUCUUAUGGGAGCUGCUUGUGUCGGGAAGACGGCAAUUGUACACCAAUUCCUGUACGAACACUUCCCGAGCGAAUACUUGCCAACUGUUGAGGAACUGUACCGUGGAGAGUACGAUGUCGGAAACACCGGUCUGAUCCUCGACAUUCUGGAUACAAGUGGUACUUACGAAUUCCCUGCUAUGCGCAAAUUGGCGGUCGAUACUGGAGAUGCCUUUAUUCUAGUUUAUGCUAUCAAUGAUGAUGAAUCCUUCGAAGAAGUAAGAAGAUUGAGGCAAUUGCUGAUGGAUAGUAAACAAUCUAAUGUCCCAAUUGUCGUUGUUGGCAACAAAUGCGAUCUUGAGAAGCAAAGAGUAAUCCAAAAAGAAGUUGCUGAUACCAUCGUCGCCAUUGAUUGGGAAAAUCGAUUCGUAGAAGCAUCUGCAAAGGAGAAUAUCAACAUUGUGAGAAUCUUCAAAGAGCUGCUGGUACAAGCUAAUUUCCCUUACGAUCUGAAUCCAGCUGUACAGAAACGUCGUACUUCGUUGCCACUCUACGCCCUGCCGAAGACCAACAAUAAUGUCACAAAGAAUAAGAAGAUCAAGAGAAAUAGCUGCGCCGUUUCAUAACACGCUCAAUCAAUCAUCAACCACUGUUAAGGGCGUCAAUCAAUCGUCAAACGAGAUGAAUAUUGCGUGACAUUAAGUUUGGGAAGCAAGGAAGUACAAAAGGUCCCUUAACUCAUUUCUUCAGGUUACAUUUUUCUUGAAUUUUCUUUGACUGCAUUAAUUGUACAGCAUUAAAACAAAUUUUAAAUGCUUUUAAAAUGCUCUCCUUUUACGGAUAUUCUUUUGUAUAGUAUAUCAAAACGUUGAAAAACUAUAUUUAUUAUUUAAUGAAAGAUUUAUAAAUUUUUAAUGAACUCUUACUUUAUUUUAAUAAUGAUCUCUUGCUGAAAAUUUUGCAGAAUUUUUUUUAAUGAGUAUUUUUUAAAAUGCCUUCUAACAGCGAAAAGAAAAUUGCUUUCAAUCAUUAAUGUAAAUUACAUAUUAGUAAGUAUUCAUAAAAUCUGCUUUGAAAGUAGCAGCUAUUAUUUAAGUAAAAGAAUUAAAUAACUGUCAAUUUUAAAAUAACUCAAUCAAAGAAGAUAUUCAUUUAAUAUUUACUGUUACUUACUUAAAUAAACUUCUAAAAGUUCUAUUAACUAAAAACGGAAUUCUCAUAUCAUUUUUAAAAUAAAUUAAUCAAUAUUUCGAAUAAGGAAUAGAAACUUCUUAAAGGUAAAUUGGAUGGUCUUCAUUUUUAGACUUUUUACAAAAAUCAUUUUUAGACUUUUUAGCAAAUAUUUUAAAAUAUUUCCUUUUUUUUUAAAAGUUUUUUCAUGUACUUUAGCUUCAAAUUUUAUUUUAAUUGUUCCUAAAAAAUUUUUUCUUUCAUUUUUGAAGAAAAUACCUGUUUUUAUACACUAGGAUAGCUUCUAUUAUAGAUAGAUAUUACCUCAGAAAGUAUUUUUGUAAACCUUUCUAGAAUGUUUGCAAUUAAUCCUUAUGCUCUCUUUGAAACGUAAUGGAAAUUUAUCAGAACUCUGUCUAUCUUAUUUGCGUUCCAAGUUCAGGUUCCCCCCUCUUUCUUUCCCUCUCAUUUUUUCUCCUUUUUUUAGAAUGAUGUCAUUUAAGCAAAGGUCAAAGCAUUUUAAAAUAUAUUAAACAAAAAAACAUUAGUUCCUAUUUGUUUCAUGCAAUGCGAUUUCAUGAAGCAAAAAUUAUGUAUAAAAGACAUGGUAAAAAAUACUUAUGAUUUUUGUGAUAAAAUUGUUUUAUUAGAUAAGCCAUAUAUAUCCUGAAAGCAAUUUCUUUUCGCAUUAUUAACCAUUUUUAGCAAUAUAAUUGGUAGCUGCCACAGUUCGAACGUAUUGCUAUUAGUUUAAGUUAUGUCUCCAAACUUAUGCUUGGAAAUCAAGAAAUAUUGUCUUUUAACAUGAAAAUGAAACACUAGUACAUUAAUUAGUACUAUAUAUAUGAAAUAUUUACUGAUACUACCGGGGCUGAACAAAGGCACCGAUCGCCACAUGCUUUUCAAAGAUACGUAACACAUUAUUACAUAAUUAUCUUAUAUUAUUAGAACACGAACCCCGUAAAAACAUUUCGACUGACAAAAAUGUUGAACAGCCUCGGAUAUUGCAGUGCAUUUGAGAGUUAAGGGAAACCCUCACAUUUAAAACUUUCAGAAGGUAUACAGUCAUUUAUUUAUCAUGUAUAUGAGCUGAUGAAAAUUAAGAAAAGUAUAUUUUUUAUUUUUAAAAUUUAUUUAAAUGUUCGACAUUUUUCUCUAAGACAAAAUAAUGUGAAUGCUUUUUACUCAGAUAUUAAUGAUAAUAUAUCUAGGAUAUCUUCAUUGUCGUAUUUUAUACAACUGCCUUUUAUGUGAAGCAUGAGAAACCUAAACAGUUUUCGAAUAUGAUGUUCUCGUGUGCAUUCUGUCAAUCAAUUGUCCAUUCUAAGAUUGUUUCAGGACAGCACUGCCUUAAAGUUCUUCAAGGCAUGCUUUGCCGUAUUAUGUAUGGGCUAAGGCAUUCAAUGUAUCUGAAAAUAUGUGCAAAAGUUAAUUCACUGUCAUGUAAUUACCUAAUGGAAGUCAAUGAAAUACUAUGUUAUAAUGUAAAAUGUUAAAUAUCGGAAAUAUAUCUGCAGAUGAAAUUCAUAUAAAUUUUUACUUGGAUAUAUUUGUGAUGUCUCUGCACUUUCUGCUAUAAAAUGUUAUUUCGAUGCUGGAAAGAAACUGAAUUUUUAUUUUGCUUUUAAUUUCUCAACACAGUCGAAGUUUCUUUUUCGAAAAAUGGCCAAUUUUAUAAAUAGAAUCUUCGACAAACUAGUUUCAAUGCAAUUUACUGUUUAGCUCAAUGUGAAAUGAUCUUGGUACGUGUGAUAAUGUGACCCAAGUAAUUUCUAGAUGGUAUUGUAUUCAAAAAAUUAAACAGUUCAGAAUGAAAUUGAUUUUAGCAUCGGUGUAUCUUCUGAACAAUCUUCUCUUAAUAUAUUUGAUAAAUAAAAUUGUUAAAAAUAUUUCUUUAAUACAAGUGUUUUAAAAAGAUGUAAGACUAAAUGAUGGUAUUCUUUUAAGCCUAUAGUUCCAUUUUAUGGAGAAAGCGAAUAAAGAAGUUUAAAACUAAUACAUUUAAUUCAUUUCUUAAACUGAAGGUUUGGUAAUGUGACGCGUUUAAAACCCGCCCUCAUAUAUUAUAUUUUCAUACGGGCCCUAUAGAAUGGAAAUUCUAUUCAACCAUGUGUGAUUAUUUGUGCUAAUGAUCUUCUAGAAAGGAAAACUGAUUCUGUAAUAUUCAAAAAUUGCCGGAAAAUUAAUUCUCGAUGAUACGUGAGGCAAUUUUGAUUUAAUUAAUCAUAUGAGGAGGAGCAGUUUUCGGAAUAUUUUGGUUACUGAAAAUAUGUUUUAGUCUUAUAUUUUCCUUCCCUGAACCUCUUAAUUUUAAGUUUCGUACAUUUUACUAAAAGCUGUCUCUUUGAAAAAACCUGUCACAGUAUUAAAGCCUAUUUUAAUGUGAUUAUGUCUUAAUCUAUGACCACAAGUAUACUAUCAAUCCAUCAAAUGACGUUUAAUCUAAAAAUGUUUUUGAAAUACUGUAUCUUAUCUCGGGAAGAAUUCAUAAAAUUCAUUUAUUGAAAGAUAAAUACUUAAUAUUCUCAAACGAAAAUGCUUUGAGUGAAAUCAUAUUCCAAAGAAAUGUUUCUGAUAAAAACUCGGUUUCUUUUCAGUAUUGCUCAACCUAUUUUGAAAGUUAAUGCAUAUGUAUGUCAAGUUAUGUGAUAGCAUUUGUGAAGCACAAUGUGUAACCUUUCAUAUAUCGCGUCAUUGUCAUUUAAUGUCCUUGUGAUCACUAAUAUACAUACAUAUAUAGUGCAUAUAUAUCAAUAUGUAUUUGUCGAAAUAAAAGUAUAUAAAUGUA